Schizosaccharomyces japonicus yFS275 is the source of this 2989-nucleotide messenger RNA. RefSeq names its product mitotic cohesin complex. Lineage: Eukaryota; Fungi; Ascomycota; Schizosaccharomycetes; Schizosaccharomycetales; Schizosaccharomycetaceae. The record is from RefSeq and is a predicted model, not a curated record. Bases 1 to 2859 code for a protein of 952 amino acids. Gene Ontology annotation, molecular function: DNA binding; double-stranded DNA binding; ATP-dependent topological DNA co-entrapment activity. Gene Ontology annotation, biological process: mitotic sister chromatid cohesion, centromeric; mitotic sister chromatid cohesion; sister chromatid cohesion. Gene Ontology annotation, cellular component: mating-type region heterochromatin; chromosome; nucleus. The transcript has 4 exons.
AUGUCGUCGGACAAAGAUGAGCCAUAUUUAAGUGAAUCGGGAUCUUCUUCUUCAGACAAUAAUGAUGAUAGUGACUACGAAGAUACAUCUAUUGGCUCCAAACGGACGCGUAGAAAUUCAUCAAGAGGAAUGAAUUCAAAAAAAAGCAGAGCGGAAGUGGAAGAACCGCCGAUACCAAUUGAGGAAAUGAGUAAUGCAUCUUUUGACAAACUGAUCGGUGAAAAUACUGAAGUCGAAUCUAUCGUUUCAGCUUGGAUUCAACUUUACAGAGAAAAUCAAAGUCAAGCACUGGUCGAAAUUGUUAACUUUCUCUUAAAAUGUUGUGGUUGUAAUAAACCAGUUAACGAUUUUGACGUUCAGGAUUCGGAAACGGCGUCUACGACGCUUUCCCAAAUCCAGGUUUCAGUUGAAAAGCAAAUUAGCGGGGAUUAUCCGCUAGUAUCGAAAUCUCUCAAAUAUAAAGCUUUCAAAAGCCGAUUAGUGGCACUCGUUAAGGAAUUUAUCAAUCAACUUUACCGGCAACAGUAUCUUUUUCUUUCCAAUAACAAGAAUUUAUUUUUGGAGAUCACGAGUUGGCUUGUCGCCAUGUCCUCUUCUACAUUAAGACCUAUCCGGCACACUGCUACCUUCUUUUGUAUGAAUAUAACUUCAAGGCUUUGUGAUCUGUGCGGCAGGAUGUUGAAAGAAAAGAAUACUCUGUCGAAACAAUUGGCUACCGAAGAAAACAGAUCCCGCAUCAAUUUCGAUAGGAUUGAUUCGAUUCGGGAUUCUAUUGAUGAACUCAGUUUACAUGAAACUACUAUUCAUGAGUAUUUGAAUGAUUAUUUCGACAGCGUUUUUGUUCACAGAUACCGUGAUGUAGAGCCCAGAAUUAGAUGCGAAUCCUUGCAUGAACUGGGUUAUUGGAUCACGACUCUGCCUAGCGUGUUUUUAGGUGGUGCUUAUUUACGAUACUUAGGUUGGAUGCUUUCAGACGCGAAUGCAAGCAUUCGGUUAACGGCCAUUCGUGCAUUGACAAAAGUCUACUCAGAUGAGUCAUUUUUAAGUGCGCUUCGUCACUUUUCAAUGAGAUUCAAGGAAAGAAUUGUGGACAUAUGUUGUUACGACGUUGAUCUAAAUGUUCGAAUUUCGGCAAUACGUUUGUGUAAUUCAAUACGGGCCUGUGGUUUCUUUGAGGAAGAAGACAUAGAUAAAAUCUUAGAUUUGCUGUUUGACUUUAACGUUAAGGUACAAAAGGAGAUUGCUUCAUUCCUCGUAUCAUACGUGGAUGAACUCUUUGCAGAGAAACUUGAAUUAUGGGGAGGAAGAACUGCUAUUUCUUUGGAGCUCCAAAAAAAUCUCAAUACUACUUUUAGCAUAACAUGGCUGAAGUAUUCUAUCUUAACGAAAUUGCUAUCAAAAAUCGUCAACUCAGUUACCCAGAAAUCACAAGAAAUAUCUGCUCUGUUACCGUACAAAAUGGAGGGUUGUGAUAAAGAAACGCCUUUAGAAUUGGCUAUUGCCCCUAUGCUCAAAAUAGACCAUGAUUAUGCAAGUUGGACUCUUUUAAUGGAUUACCUCUUGUAUGAUGAAGACUAUUCUUCACAAACUGGCAUUCUUCAUGAGAUUUUUGAAGAGUGUAAUCUGACGGAAGAGCUUAUCGUUACCGUGUUGCAGAUACUAUUUGCAUCCUUAAAAGCGGCUUUCGAUCCAGCAUUUUACUCACUUUCGCGCAAAGGUCAACAACCGAAGGAGAAGGAAAUUGCUAGCGCUAACGAACAUGUUGAUACUGAACAACUAAGUUAUGAAUGUCUUCCUCUUAUCAUUGGACUAUUAGAAAAGUUCUCGUCAUUAUCACAAUGCCUUCAGUUUUCAUUACGUUUGUUACUCAACUUACAACCGCAAGUUCUUUCAACGUCUCAGAUGCGACCAGUAUUAGAGGACUUACUAAAGGUACUCCAGAAGAUUUUUUCACAAACAAAUGACUACGAGGUAAUCCAUAGUUGUGCCUACGUUUUUGUGAGAUUGCAGGGCGUCAGUCUUAUCGAGAACUCAUUAUCAAUUUCAAUUUAUGAACUUGGUGAAAAGCUCUUAAUAGAAUUCAAUGCAUUCUUCUCCAAUCACGAUUUAACGACUGUUUAUGAAGACACCACCUACCGAACGGCUGAGAGUUUGCUGAAAAAGCUCGAAAGUAUUACAUCUUUGAAGAAUAUGAUAAGGGAUGAACGACUCAAGGUGACGUUGAAUAUACUUAAGGAUUUAAUUACGCUUCCAGAAAACAAAACAUUCUGUAACCCAAAUGUUUGCCUAUUACACAUCUUACAGAACCUUAUUUUCUGGUGCGUCAAUGAUAUCAGUGAAUCUGAGGACGACACGUCCAACCGAAGCAUCCUCACUGAAGCAUGGCAAUUGCUUACAGAUGUCUCACUUUCACUGAUACAGCAAGAAGAAUCGGGGGUGCUUCAAUUACAAGCAUCACAAACAUACCUUGAAACAGCCCUUAUUUAUGACAAUAUGUCCGGUGUUGCCAAUGAUGAAGCUGUGUUACCAAAAUUCAAUUUGCCAGAAGAAAUUGAGGAUGCCAUUCUUUGCUUGUUAGACAACUGGUUUUACACAUUCUCUCGUUCAUUCGGUACUCCUGCUGUGAAAAUAAUAAGUGGACGUCAUUCUCGGAGGAGAAUAAUAACGCUUAAAUCAACGCUGGCAAAAUCCUUAAUUGAGCAAAUAUGUUGUGAUUUGCUCGGAAAAGUAUUGAUGCUAGGCAACUACCAUUCCAGCAUUUAUGCUAAGCUGGAGACACUGCACAAGAUGAAAGGCUACUUUGGUCCAAAAAUAGGUGCCAUUUUUAACGAAAUGGUCCCAUCCACGACAAGUGAAUGAGGUGUCACCUGUAUAACUUUAGUUACAAACAGCCACUGUUCGUUGUUUGAGUUCGCAAACGCCUGCUAUGAUCGACGUGCCUGCAUCAUGGCACGAUAACGCUCAAUUAAAGCCUGACGUUCUUCACCUA